CGGACCAUAUCCUAAUAUGAUUGGUUACGGACCAUAUCCUAAUAUGAUUGGUUACGGACCAUACCCUAAUAUGAUUGGUUACGGACCAUACCCUAAUAUGAUUGGCUAUUGGCAACCAGCAGAAAUGGUUGUUCAUGAAUCGCAACCAGGAAUGUAUUAUGAGCAGUCAGAGCAGCAGCUGCAGCAAGGACCGCAGCAAGAAUUAUCUGAAAUUGAGCCGCCAAUUGAAGUAAUUGAAUAUCAGCAGAAACCACAGAUUCCUGGUAAUGAGUCUUCUGCCCAGAAUACUUCAACAGAAGAACAAGAUUCGAAUCUGUUAUUACAAACGGGCAACUUUUUAUCAGAUCCGAAUUAUCUGCCUCGUAAUGUUUCUGAAUCAGCUGAUGGAAGUGGAAUUUCUGAGAGUAAUUUAAAACAAAAUAUUCAUCCAGUCCUUAAUUCAGAAAAAGACGUUCUGGAUGACAAUGAACCAGAAGUCAGGGAAUGUAUAAUUAAAAGCACUACAUUUUCCGAUAUUUUUGAUGAAUCUAAUGAUACAGAAGAAUACUCUGAUAAAUCUGAUCAAGAGAUAGAACUAAAUGUUCCUCUAUCUCCAGCAGAGAUCACAUCGAGUGUUUAUAAAGAGUAUAAAAAACGGCCUUUGCUUAGAGAUUUUAUCGAACUCGAGCGCUAUUCAUUAGUUUCGGAAGUAAUUUAUGAAGAAGAGGAACCUGAAUCUGGAGACGAUGGAUCAGAAAGUGAUGGUAGCUUUCAUUCAGACACCAUCUUCAUUGAUUAUGAAGAAUGUGAUGUUAACAUUAGCACAACUGAUGUUUCGGACAACUGUAAUACUGAAAACAAUGCAUCAGUAAUUACCGAAGAAGAAAAAUCUGUUGCAGACUUGUCUCAUUUAGCAGAAAAGAGUAAUUCUUUGAUUUCGUCUGCUGAACAGAAAAAUCUAAAUGUUCCUCUAUCUCCAGAAGAAAUCACGUCAAGUAUUUAUGAAGAGUAUAAAAAACGGCCUUUGCUUAGAGAUUUUAGCGAACUCGAGCGCUAUUCAUUAGUUUCAGAAGUAAUUUAUGAGGAAGAGGAACCUGAAUCUGGAGACGACGGAUCAGAAAAUGAUGGUAGCAUUCAUUCCGAUACUAUCAUUGAUUAUAAAAAGUGUGAUGUCAACAUCAGCGGAACUGAUUUAUUGAACCAAUGUCAUAUUGAAAACAAUGAACCAAUAAUUGCUGAGGAAGAGAAAUACGUUGCAGACGUAUCUCAAUUAGUAGAAAAAACCAAUCAUUGACUUCUCUAGAUGUCAAACUAUGCAAUUCAAAUUUAUCUAUCGACGAAACGCCAAACGUUUCUAAUGAGUUUUAUCGUUGGAAUACAUUUAGUAACGGAUUUGAGGAAGUAGAAAAUCAAAAUAAACAAAGAAAUAUUACAAUCUAAUUUUGACAUUGUAAAGCAUUUACAACUUGAUAAGAAUUAUGCUGAAGGUGCAAUUGAAGUUGAAAAAGUUGUGGAUGUCGAUUAUUCAAGUUUACCAGAAGAGGAAUUAUCUGCAAAAUCUAA
Centruroides sculpturatus (bark scorpion) is the source of this 1542-nucleotide messenger RNA. RefSeq lists its product as uncharacterized. The transcript has 4 exons. NCBI's taxonomy places the organism in Eukaryota, Metazoa, Arthropoda, Arachnida, Scorpiones, Buthidae. The record is from RefSeq and is a predicted model, not a curated record. The coding region runs from base 17 to 1273 and encodes 418 amino acids.